AUGCGCGCACAGCCUAACCGCGAGAACUAUCACCGCGCAGACGCGGCGCAGUCCCGGUGCUUCGAGGCGGCGAGCGUCGGAAGCACGACGAGAGAUAUCCGUUCCUUGCAAACGCAUUUGCGUUUGCAUGCGCAGCCCUCCCGGCAUCGCGCGCGGUGCGCUGCCAUUCCGCCAGACGCUGCCGCCGCCCUUGCAGAACAAAUCGCCUCCGCCGCUCAUGUUGCCGACGCAGCUGCUAGCCUAGCAGACUCGUCCCCCACCGCUACCGCUGCUGCUGCUGCUGCGUCGGGUGACCUGGGGGUGUCUGGAGGCGGAGGACGGUCGGAGGUGACGUGGCAAAUCGUGGUUGGUGCAAUCGGUGAGUUCGCCUCUAAGCUGAUCCCCGUCUUCCCCCUCUUCAACCUCUUCCCCCUCUUCCCCCUCUUCCCCCCUAUCCACCCCAUCCUCCUCAUUGUCAUCCCCCACCCACUGUACCAUCCCUGUCCGUGCCUUCCCCUCUGUCGUCCCUGCACCAAUCACCACGUGCCAGCUGGCGUGAUCCCGUUCAUCGUGGCGUCCAUUGAGUUCGGCAAGCGCAUUGUGAGUCACCUCCCCCCCUGUGUCGCCCUGCAGCGCAGCAGCGCUGUGAGGCGUGUCGGGGGUCGGGGCUGCAGCUCGUGGGGCGCUUCUACCGCCGCUGCUCCGCCUGCGGCGGUUUCCUGCCUUGGCAAUCCUGGCGCAGGUUCUUCCUAG
Molecule: messenger RNA, 732 nt
Organism: Closterium sp. NIES-65
Lineage: Eukaryota; Viridiplantae; Streptophyta; Zygnematophyceae; Desmidiales; Closteriaceae
Source: the annotation of a GenBank genome assembly